AUGUCUUUCGCUGACAAAUAACGUCAUUUUUUGAUUCCGCGGUUUUUUAAAAUUUAAAAGACUUAAAGUUCGAAUAUAAGCGAAUUAGUCAGAUUCCAUUUAUUUUCUUUACUAUUCGUUCUCUUUUACACAAAUACAAUACAAUGAGCCUUACUUACGUUGUCACUGGUGCUUCUCGCGGCAUUGGCCUUGAAUUCAUCAAACAAUUGUCUUCCAAGGGCCACACCGUGGUCGCUUGUGCUCGCGCUCCCGAGAAAUCCGAAGGUCUUAAGCAACUCGUCGACAACAAAAAGGUUUAUGCUGUUACUUUGGAUACCGUCAACGAAGCCUCCGUCAAGUCGGCUGUGGAAAAGAUUACCGAGAUUGCCGGUAAUGGCGUGGACGUGCUUAUUAAUAACGCUGGUAUUAGCGGUGACAGAAAGUACUCUUCCAAGGACAGCCCUGCUUCGGAAUACAUGUCCGUUUUCGAGACCAAUGUGGUAGGCACUUCCAAUAUCACUCAGGCCAUGCUUCCUCUUCUGAAGAAGAGCCAGACUCGUCAUAUCAUCAACAUCUCUUCCAACAUGGGCUCGCAUGCCAACACCACCUCGGGCAACUUGGCCGCUUACCGUGUUUCCAAAGCCGCCGAAAACAUGUUGACCAACGUCUUGGCAAGUGACCUCAAGGACGACAAGUUCGUUGUCGUCUCCGUUCACCCCGGCUGGGUUCAAACCGACAUGGGUGGUUCCAAUGCUCACGUUACACCUCAGCAAUCUGUCCAAGGCAUCUUGGCCAAGGCCGAUACUUUGGAAGUCAAGGACAACGGCAUCUUCUUUGACUAUGAAGGCAAACCCAUGGAUUGGUAAAAGCCCGAAUGUCACUUGGUCACACACUAGUCACUCAAAACAAAAUAAUAACGAAUAACGAAAAAAAAAAAAGAAAAGCGACU
This is a messenger RNA of Radiomyces spectabilis, 928 nucleotides long. RefSeq lists its product as uncharacterized. Lineage: Eukaryota; Fungi; Mucoromycota; Mucoromycetes; Mucorales; Radiomycetaceae. Bases 144 to 845 code for a protein of 233 amino acids. The transcript has 3 exons. The record is from RefSeq and is a predicted model, not a curated record.